GUGAAGAAGGGCGAUCUGAGCGUGCUGGACGAGGCCGACAACGUGGACGUCGACUAUCGUCUCACGCCCGUGGACCAGCUGCCCGGCGUGCGGCGCGCCGCCAUCCUGCUGGCGAAGCGCGGCAAGAAGGAGGAGCUGACCAAGCUGUUCAAGCUCUGCCAGAAGAACGAUCGAACCAGCGACGCGGAGUUCGUCGCGAUGUUCCUCUACAAGGACGACCCCGCCAUGCUGCUCCAGGCGCUCAAGAAGGGAAGCAAGUACCACGAUGCCGCGCUGCUGAGCAAGCUGAACGCGAAGCUGCACAAGGAACUGCCCGAGCUGGUGAAGGCGUGGAACCAGCAGCUGAAGAGCGAGGCGAAGACGACGUCGUAUCUCACCGGCGUGGAAAUGGUGCUCGAGGAGGGCGCCAAGCGCGUGGCCAAGAAGACGAAGACCGCCGCCAAGACCGCAGGGAAGGGAAAGGCGGCCGGAAAGGGCAAGGAGGAAGGACGGAGACGCAGAAGACGUGGGUGAAGGGUUUGCUUGUAAUUAUGGU
Messenger RNA from Blastocystis hominis, 535 nucleotides. RefSeq lists its product as hypothetical. NCBI's taxonomy places the organism in Eukaryota, Bigyra, Opalinata, Blastocystidae. The coding region runs from base 226 to 513 and encodes 95 amino acids. The transcript is spliced from 2 exons. The record is from RefSeq and is a predicted model, not a curated record.